AUGACUGCGCCAAAUCAAACAAAACCCAGCGCUUUGCCCAUAGCACCCUGCUCCCAAAUUGACCCCUCUUCUCUUCGCUGGGAACAAAAGACCGUCCCCCAACCCUCUACCCUCACCCCUCCCGCUACAAGAUCACCUUCCCCCGCAGCAACAACCCCCCUGGAUAGUACUUCUCACUCAUCCUCUACCUCAUACUUCCCCCCUGCCCCCUCAUGGCAUCCCCUGGAAAACUCCUCGUUCUCCUUUAGGUUUGACUCUGACUUUGAACGGUCCCAGUCCCCUUCCUUCGCUGCGGACAACGUCCACGUCCAUGCGCGUGAAUUCGAGACUGCCUUCUGUCGCGACUUUUACUGCUGCGGUCUCCGUCUUUUGGACCUCCACGACCUCCUCCAACACUAUGAAGAAUGCCACGUCCGCUUCGAGGAAGACGACGAGGACUUCGUCGAAAACGACUCCGAGUUCUUUGAUGAGGACGGCUGGAGCGACUCCGACUCGGCGCCCUCAAGUCCAACUUCAGCUUCCCCGUCAGGAUCUGAUCUCAACAGCUCUGUCAUCGCAGAACUUGGCGCCGCAGUCAACCACCUCCAUCAGUCCUUCCCUCAUCACUAUCCUGCACAUUUACUUUCUCCACGGUCCAAUUCUACCUUGACACAGCACCCCUUUAUCCAUUCCACCCACCCACUUUACCGUCAUCCCAGCGGCAACAGUUCGGCAAGUGAUGUCGAGGCUGCAUCCCGUAAUUCGACCGCACAUGUCCUUGAAGCCUUCAACUCUAGUCUGAAUGGACCAUCCAAACGCAAAGCUGUAGUCUCAUUAGCCGAUAUAUAUGCAGAGGAUGAAAGUGAUGGCCAUGGAAGCCACUCUUCGGUCUUUUCAAAUGCCAUCCUUCGUUCAAGGCCCAAUGGUUCGACUAUUGUGUCGGACUUUUUGGGUCCCACGGCAAAGCGGCAAGCCGUGGAGUCGAACCAGCGAUCGGGCGCUUCUUCUAUCUACUCUGAUAUGCAUUCGGCUCAGGCAUUGGAGAAGAACCAUGGCGGAUUUGGGCCUUACCCGUUCCAUACCGUUAACACGACGACCAGUGCAUCGAUGACAGUACAUCCCGACCCAGCAUCGCUCAACCCUUCAGUCUAUCCAGCCGCGAAUGGACGUAUGGGUCCCAUUGGACCUUUGACGACGACACGACCCUUGGCCAUAAAUUCGACCAACUCGCCCUAUGUCACCGCUACAGUGGACUUGAUGCGGCAACGUGACGAGGUGUUUAGCCUCAUGGAGGAUCUAACACGGACCGGCAACACCAAUACAAGCGACAAGCCGUACCGAUGCUCCGUUCUUGGAUGUGACAAGGCUUACAAGAAUCCCAACGGACUCAAGUACCACAAUCUGCAUGGACACUGUUCGACUAGCGGGAUGGGCGAGACGGAUUCUCCAGAGACCAAGCCCUAUGUGUGUACUUUUCUCGAGUGCGGCAAACGGUACAAGAACCUGAACGGGCUCAAGUACCACAUCGAACAUUCCCACCCCAAUCUGACUGCCGCCCUACGAGCUCACCAGUCCGGACUGAUCAACCCCCACAUAUUCGGACCUUACCCAAGCCAAGCGGCCAUGACCAUAGCGGCUGCUCUUCAGGCUGUCAACUCGAGUCCUAUGAUGAUGGCUGCGGCGAAUGCCAUCAUGACUGCCCAGGCCGCCAAUGCCGCCAAUGCGGCGAACGCUGCUGCUGCCGCCGCUGCAGUUGGAGUGCCUCAUGGGGAAUAUGACACUGGGUCGGUCAGUGGAGGAUUGCUGCAGCCGACAGGUGCUCAAGGAGUUGACACCGGGACGGUCUCUGGAGUAGGUCCUGCACAAGCGACUCGACCUGCGCCCUUCAACCCCAUGUCGACUCUUGGAGGGGCCGAUGCCAAUGUUGUUACCGCGACUGUUUGCAAGCCUGAGCCGUCGCCUACAUCUGUUAGCAUGUUUGGGAUUUCGGCCAUUCCCAACAGUAUGUUUUCGAUGGCACCAUCUGUAGUGCCCGUGACUAUCAAAGCUGACCCUUACGAUGAGGUCUAG
Messenger RNA from Linnemannia hyalina, 2049 nucleotides. The record is from the annotation of a GenBank genome assembly. NCBI's taxonomy places the organism in Eukaryota, Fungi, Mortierellomycota, Mortierellomycetes, Mortierellales, Mortierellaceae.